Sclerotinia trifoliorum is the source of this 1369-nucleotide messenger RNA. The record is from the annotation of a GenBank genome assembly. Lineage: Eukaryota; Fungi; Ascomycota; Leotiomycetes; Helotiales; Sclerotiniaceae.
UCAAACUUUUAGACUUCUCAUGCAAGUGCCGGUGAAGAAGUCCAAAUCGAGCUGUCUCCAUCUCAUGUUGUCGUGAUAACAGCACUUUUUGAUCAUUCAGGAAGGUAGGUUGAGAUAUAGAUUGAAUUGCACUUGAGAUAUACGUGAAGACGAAAUACCUCACAAAGGGUAUAUAUAUCUUGUCUUCAUCCACAGAGUAAUAUCUUUUUCUCUCCAGUCCAGCAUCAAUCGUUUCACACUCCUCACAGCCAAUCCAAUCCAAUCAAUCUAUCAAUUGUUCGUUCUUUCGACAAUUAAUCCAAUCAAUCAAAAUGAAGUUCUCCGUCGUUGCUGCUACCGCCCUCCUCGCCGGCUCUGCCGUUGCUGCCCCAGGUACUGCUUUGAGACAAGCACGUGCUGUCAAGCGCGCUGUCCGUACCCACGGAAACCCAGUCAAAUACGUUGAGGGACCAACCAACAAGACCGAUGCUUCCUACUCCUCCAACUGGGCUGGUGCCGUCCUCGUCGGCACUGGUUACACUUCCGUAACCGCUACCUUCACUGCCCCAUCCCCAAGCACAGCCGGAUCUGGAUCCGCCUGGGUUGGUAUUGACGGUGACACCUGCAGUUCCGCCAUUCUCCAAACCGGUAUCGACUGGACCAAGUCUGGUAACUCCAUCACCUACGAUGCUUGGUAUGAGUGGUACCCAGACUACGCCUACGACUUCACCGGCAUCUCCAUCUCUGCUGGUGACAGCAUCAAGGUUACCGUUACUGCCUCCUCUGACACCACCGGUACCGCCACCGUCAACAACCUCACCAAGGGUAAAUCUGUCACCCACACCUUCACCGGUGGUGUUGAUGGAGACCUCUGCGAGUACAACGCCGAAUGGAUCGUUGAGGAUUUCGAGCAAGAUGGCUCCCUUGUCCAAUUUGCCAACUUCGGCACUGUCGCCUUCACCAGUGCCUCAGCCACCCAAAACGGAAAGUCCGUCGGUAUUACCGGUGCUCAAAUCAUCGACCUUCAACAAAGCAGCACCGUCCUCACCUCCGUUUCCACUGGCAGCGACUCCAUUACUGUCAAAUAUGUUUAAAUAACGACUGUUUGAUCUCUCGAGCCCGAACUCCCUUGCUCACACGCCACAAAUAUUGGUUGGAUCCCUGGAAUUGAUUGGUCUGGAGGAUCGAUGGACUUUAUUGUCUUUCGCUAAAAAAUGGUGUCAUGCUGAUGAUAUGAUGAGAUUAUGAGAUUUGGUGUUUGCACUCCCCAGUUUUGAGCGACGGCUUUCUUUGCGGGAGGAGCAUGAUCUUGGCUUGGUGUUUUUAUUGUCCAUAGUUCUCUCUGGUAGUCAUAAAAAUAUACUCUCUCUUACCUUGAAUCUUGCUUCAA